Cricetulus griseus (Chinese hamster) is the source of this 951-nucleotide messenger RNA. NCBI's taxonomy places the organism in Eukaryota, Metazoa, Chordata, Mammalia, Rodentia, Cricetidae. The record is from RefSeq and is a predicted model, not a curated record.
CUGGUCUACAUCGGUAUCAUCAGCAUUGGCACACCCCCUCAGGAGUUCAAGGUCGUCUUGGAUACUGGUUCUGCCUACCUGUGGGUUCCAUCCAUCUAUUGUUCCAGCCCAGCCUGUGCUCACCACAAGGUCUUCAACCCUCUGCGAUCUUCCACUUUCCUAGUCUCGGGCCGACCUGUGAAUGUUGCCUAUGGUUCAGGAGAGAUGUCAGGAUUUCUUGCCUAUGACACUGUCAAGAUCGGGAACCUCACGGUUGUAGCCCAGGCAUUUGGCCUGAGCCUGGAAGAACCAGGCACUUUCAUGGAAUAUGCAGUCUUUGAUGGUAUCCUGGGACUGGGCUACCCUGACCUCAGCCUUCAGGGAAUCCUGCCAGUCUUUGACAACCUAUGGAUGCAAGGCCUUAUCCCCCAGAAUCUCUUUGCCUUCUACUUGAGCAGCAAGGAUGAGAAGGGCAGCAUGCUGAUGCUGGGUGGAGUGGACCCCUCCUACUACAGUGGAGACCUUCACUGGGUGCCUGUGUCCAAGCCCAGCUACUGGCAGUUAGCUCUGGACAGCAUCUCCGUGAAUGGGGAGGUCAUUGCCUGUGAAGGUGGCUGUCAAGGAAUUAUGGACACAGGGACCUCCUUGCUGACUGGCCCCCGAAACUCGAUCCUUAACAUCCAUAAUCUCAUUGGUGCCAAGGCAUCUAGCGAUGGCGAGUAUGUUCUCAGGUGUGAUACCAUCAACACCCUACCUGAUAUUGUCUUCACCAUCGAUGUUGUUACCUACCCGGUGCCAGCCAGUGCCUACAUCUGGAAGGGUCAUUCACACAACUGCUAUAGCAACUUUGAAGAAGGCAAAGGUGACCCUUCGGACUCUGAGAUGUGGGUGCUGGGGGAUGUUUUCUUAAGGCUGUAUUUCACCGUGUUUGAUCGGGCAAGUAACAGAAUUGGUCUGGCUCCAGCUGUGUGA